Molecule: messenger RNA, 1236 nt
Organism: Helianthus annuus (common sunflower)
Lineage: Eukaryota; Viridiplantae; Streptophyta; Magnoliopsida; Asterales; Asteraceae
Product: general transcription factor IIE subunit 2
Exons: 5
Coding region: 149-1009 (286 amino acids)
Biological process (GO): transcription initiation at RNA polymerase II promoter
Cellular component (GO): transcription factor TFIIE complex
Source: RefSeq, a predicted model, not a curated record
CCUAAGCAGCCGUCCUCCUCGUGUCUAUCUCUCCUGUUGGCUCCUCCAUCUCCUAAACCUAAAAAACAAACAGCCGAAGACAGAUCUUCUUUCAUUCUACGAUUCAGCCGGGAAGGUUAGGUUCAAUCAGCAGUUUUUGGGCGCUCAAAUGGGAUCAUUGCGAGAAAGUUUGAAUAGGUUUAAACAGCAACAAGAAAAAUGUCAGUCGACCCUUACGAGCAUUGCAGCAGGCUCUAAAACAAGCAAUAGAACCACAACUCCUGCUCCUAGAGUUGCGCCUGCUGCAAGCACGUUGGCGAAAAAUCCAGUUCCUGCGGUUAAAUUCUCUAAUGACACUGAGAGGUUGCAGCAUAUUAAUAAUGUCAGGAAGAGCCCUGUAGGAGCUCAAAUCAAAAAAGUCAUCGAUCUACUAUUCGAGUCCAGGCAGGCCUUUACGGCUGAGCAAAUAAACGAAGCAUGCUACGUUGAUGUCAAAGGCAAUAAGGCCGUGUUUGAAAGUUUGGCAAAGAACCCGAAAGUUAAUUAUGAUGGAAAACGUUUCUCUUAUAAGUCGAAGCAUAAUGUGAGAGACCAGAAAGAACUUUUACGAUUAAUACGGACAUUUGCAGAGGGUAUUGCUGUUGCUGAUCUUAAAGAUGCCUACCCAACUGUCAUGGAAGACUUACAGGCCCUGAAAGCUGGUAGACAGAUCUGGCUACUAUCAAAUUUCGACUCGCAGGAAGAGAUAGCGUACCCAAACGAUCCGAGGGUCCCGAUCAAGGUGGAUGAUGAACUGAAACAGUUAUUUAGGUCGAUUGAGUUGCCACGAGACAUGCUGGACAUUGAGCGGGACCUACAGAAGAACGGGAUGAAGCCGGCUACAAACACAGCUAAAAGAAGAGUGAUGGCUCAGAAUGGUAAUAUUUUGAAUAAACCGAAACAGAAGAAAAAGAAGAAGACUGAGAUCAGUAAAAGGACAAAACUCACCAAUGCUCAUCUUCCUGAGCUGUUCCGAAACCUUAAUGGCUAGUAGCUCUUUCUUUACCACUUGAAGUUGGAGAUUUUAUAAAAAUUAAAUCAUCUUUAACUUUCUGUUAAGAUGUAUGUUUGUUGAUCCUCUAAAAUUUAUAUAUUGGUAUAAAUAAAUACUUAAAUGAAUAUGUUGUAGCUUUUAAGGAAAAAACCUUAAAUCAUUGUAUCCAAUGUUGUUGGACCUGGUUUUGUAUAUAUUGAUGAUGCUUGGAACUAGUUUUCAUA